Molecule: messenger RNA, 1002 nt
Organism: Sycon ciliatum
Lineage: Eukaryota; Metazoa; Porifera; Calcarea; Leucosolenida; Sycettidae
Exons: 2
Coding region: 129-668 (179 amino acids)
Source: RefSeq, a predicted model, not a curated record
GCGAAUUCUCCUCACUUUCUUCUCUCCUUUUACAACGUUUCUUGCUCACACGCUGGCUCUAGCUUGUUAGCAACACCUACUCGAAUCUUGGCUUGGUUGGAGAGUCCCGGUCCCAUCGAUCAAUCACCAUGGAAGCCAUGACGCGACUCCUUCUUGCUGUGACCUUGGUCGCUAUGGUCGCUACACUGCCGGUAUCAUUUGGCAAGGUGACGGAGGAGAUUCGCACGACGAUCGACAUCAACGAUGACGAGGCGGCCGAGCUCAGCGAAAACCAGGUGGCGGAAGCCAGGACCGAACUCAGGAAGAUCGGACUGAAGUCGACGCGCGAGAAGACAAUGUACACGGAUGCGGCUGGCAAGGAGAUGGAGAGAACCACGUACACCGUGACCGCUCCGUCCAGCACCGAGAGGCUAGUGGCACAUGCUCUGGUUCUGCACUCCGUUGUGCCCAACGUCUUCACUGCCGCUGAUGUGCAGGAAGUCCGCGAUCUGGAGGAGCGGCGCGAAUCUGAUGCUGCUGUCGGCUCCGUGCUAAACAACAAACCACGCUUCAUGGUCAAGUUCACAUCUGAACGCCCAGCCCCGGCUACCAAAACUCGCAAGCGUCGCUGGCUCCUCAAAAUCGAUUUAUCGGAAAAAAAAUUCAGGGUCUCCAUACAACUAUGGUGAAAAAGGAGAAGGACACAAUGUUCUGUUAUUUCAUGACUGAACAACGUACUGUAUUGAGUUCCCUUGUUCAAUUAUUAUGAUCACUUAUGCAAUGCCACCACGCCCCUCUAUCAGACAUCUAGAGUUCUGCCGCUUUCUUAAAAUGACACUCUCUUCCGCGGUGCCCCUCACCGCGUACAGCCUUUCAUGAUUUACACUGCUCCUUCUUCUUCUUGUUCCUUCGCCAGUCUAUUCUAUUCUAUUAAUAGUAUCAUUAUGUGGAACUAAUACCGUUACAUGUGGCUGCUAAUAGCGUGUUUUGUUUCUGAACACAGGAUACGGUUUCCAAUCUGUA